Sinocyclocheilus rhinocerous is the source of this 2039-nucleotide messenger RNA. RefSeq names its product aryl hydrocarbon receptor nuclear translocator (gene arnt). Gene Ontology annotation, cellular component: nucleus; cytoplasm; transcription regulator complex. Gene Ontology annotation, molecular function: DNA-binding transcription factor activity. Gene Ontology annotation, biological process: regulation of DNA-templated transcription. The annotation marks the transcript as partial. The transcript has 16 exons. Lineage: Eukaryota; Metazoa; Chordata; Actinopteri; Cypriniformes; Cyprinidae. The record is from RefSeq and is a predicted model, not a curated record.
AGUACCGCCGUUGUGCCAAAGGCCAACAGCAAACGACAAGCCACCUCGGACUAUGACGACGACGAGGGAAGCAAAUUGUGCAGGUGUGAUGAUGAUGAUGAUGAUGGAGGCGGAUCGAAUGACAAGGACAGAUUUGCCAGGGAGCUGAAGCACCUGGUUCUGGAGGCGGCUGAUGGCUUUCUGUUCAUAGUGUCGUGUGAAACCGGCCGUGUGGUUUAUGUGUCGGACUCUGUCACACCGGUUCUGAACCAGGCUCAGUCGGAUUGGCUCGGAUCAUCGCUGUACGACCAGCUCCAUCCAGAGGACACAGAGAAACUCAGAGAGCAGCUCUCCACCAGCGAGAACAGUAACGCCGGCCGGAUGUUGGACAUGAAAACAGGCACGGUGAAGAAAGAGGGUGGGCAGGCCUCUGUGAGGAUGAGUAUGGGAGCACGCCGCUCCUUCAUCUGCAGGAUGAGAUGUGGAGUGUGUCCCGUAGAGCCGGUGUCCAUGAACAGACUCAACUUCCUGAGAAGCAGAAACAGGAAUGGACUGGGUUCUCAAAAGGAGGGCGAGCCGCAGUAUGCAGUCGUGCACUGCACAGGCUUCAUCAAAUCCUGGCCUCCUGCAGGAGUGACUCUUUCUGAAGAGGAGGCCGAUAAUAAUCAGGGAAAUCGUUUCUGUCUAGUCGUCAUUGGAAGGCUACAGGUCACAGGUUGCCCGAGCGACACAAACAUAAAUAACAUAAGCGUUCCAGUGGAAUUUAUUUCCCGCCACAACUGUCAGGGUCUCUACACCUUUGUGGAUCACCGCUGUCAGGCGACGAUUGGCUACCAGCCUCAGGAGUUACUGGGGAAGAACGUUCUGGAGUUUGCACAUCCAGAAGACCAGGGCUUACUGCGAGACAGCCUUCAGCAGGUGGUUAAACUGCGAGGUCAGGUACUCUCGGUGAUGUUCCGGUUCCGCUCUAAAUCCCACGAGUGGAUCUGGAUGAGAACCAGCUCGUUCACCUUCCAGAACCCUUUCUCUGAAGAGAUCGAGUACAUCAUCUGCACCAACGCCAAUGUCAAGCAGAUGCAGCAGCAGCAGGCCGAGUUAGACGAAGGGAUGGGACGAGACGCAGCGUUUGAAACCAGUCAGGUCACUCUCCCUCAGGUAAACACACCUGAACUCACACACUUCCUCUCUACACCAGUAGUGUUAAUGUCAAUAUCAGAUGUAUUUAUAUAUGACAAAAUGUGCAUAACUGAUUCUUUCACGAUAAAGAAUGUGAUUUUUGUUGUAAGAACUCUCUUUGUCCAGCAGAUGGCAGGUCACGUUGGAAAGAGUCAGUCAGCUCAGUUUAACAUGAGAAGUUUCAGCUCCGCCCCUACAUCCUCCACUUCCUCUUCCUUUGGCCAGAUGGGCGGGGCUUCUGCUUCAAUGGCCGACACAUCAAAUUACCAACAAAUAAACAGUCACAACAACCCUUCAACUAAUGGAUUCGGCGAUGUUAAUCAGAUGGGAGCGCAGUUCAGCUCCAGGCCAGCAGAGGGAGUGUCAGGCUGGCAGCAGUGGCAAACUCAGCCACACAUACAAGGCACUGCAGACACACACCAGCAGCCUCAAAACAUCCAGCCAGAGAUGUUUCAGGAUGUUAUCUCCAUGUUGGAUCAAACCGGCAGCUUCAGCAACGAUGAUUUCGUCGAGAUGCCCAUGUUUCCUCCUUUCCCCGAGUGAUCCCGCUUCACUCCCUGUUGCGCUCUCACGCGCCAUUUCUUACUCUCUUAACCAAAUCGAUGGCAGAGCGGAGGCACAGAGGGAUAUAAAACAAGAGUGAGACUGAUGCAUUGUGAGAAUGGAAGUUAUAAGCCAUAAUGUGAGGAUACAGAGUAGUGCACAGACAGACAGGCAUCGUUGAAAUGUGUUCACUUUAAAAUCACGCACAAUUGCACACUUCGAGCACAAGAGGUCUCACACUGUCUGCCAUACACGCACAUGCUUUGAUUAAUGAGAUGGCCACACACACACACACACACACACACACUCACUCACUCACACACACACUUUCACACACACUC